CAUGGGCAUUGGGCGGUGCUGGAGAGCACACGCUCCAACGAAGAAAAGAAAGAGGAAAUUAUGUAGAAGAGAACAAACCAACUGCUUAAGACGUCAAAGGAUAUGGGUUUCUCUGCUGGUUAGCCGAGAAGGGUUUUCCUGCUGACGUCCGGGAGGCUCUUGUCGAUGGGUUCUGUUUAGAUUUAGCUUCUGUAUUUGUUCCCCUUUUGUUAAAACUAUUAUGAUGGGUAAUGAUAUUGAAGAUGAUGAUUCAUUCUCUAGGCCUGUCGGAAGACGGUCGGUCCUUUACUAUGGUGUGGGGCACAUGCUGAAUGACAUCACUUCUGCCUGUUGGUUUACUUAUCUCUUAUUGUUCUUGACUGACAUUGGACUUUCUCCAAGGGAUGCUGCUACGGUUAUGCUUUCGGGUCAAGUAGCUGAUGGAUUCACAACCAUAUUUGCUGGUGAACUGAUAGACAGGUUUGGACAUUUCAAAGUAUGGCAUGGUGCAGGAUCCAUUUUGGUUGCUGUUUCAUUUUCUUCUGUUUUUGGCGGUUGCAUACCUUGUAAAAUCUUUGCUACCUCUUCAUCAACAUUGCGAACUGUUGGCUAUGCCAUGUUUGCAGCAAUCUUCAAUGUGGGUUGGGCUGCUGCACAAGUUUCACAUAUGUCUAUGGUGAAUUGCAUCACGCUGAAUUCAACAAGUCGAGUAGUGCUGAAUAGCUGUCGCAAUGCUUUUACGAUGGUUGCCAAUCUCACCUUAUACGCAGUUGCUCUAAUAGUCUUUGCUGUCACCAAAGCAAUAACAAAUGCUGAUGUUGAAAAUCAGUAUCGCUGGAUUGCAUAUUCGUCAAUUUUUUUCGGAUGCUUCUUCGUGGGCAUAUUUCAUCUUAGAACCAAAGAGCCAAGGUCAAAGGUACAAGGUAAUAGUCACGCAAGGAUUGCAUGGGCUUACUGGUUCAAGAGAGUUCUGUAUUAUGAAGUUGCUCUUGUUUAUGUGCUCACCAGAUUAGUAACCAAUGUUUCACAGGCGUAUCUUGCAUUUUAUGUUAUUAAUGAUCUACGAAUGGCCCAAUCAGCUAAAGCUCUGGUUCCAGCCAUAAUCUACAUUUGCAGCUUUAUCGUAUCUGUGAUUUUACAGGAGAUUGGAUGGACUGGCCAACGCCUGAAGGCCUACUAUUCUGCUGGAGGCAUUCUUUGGAUGUUUUGUGGUGCAUCGAUCCUUCUCUUACCUAGAAGCAUGAAUGCUUUCAUGUACAUUAUAUCAAUAUUUAUUGGUAUAGCAAAUGCAUUGAUGACGGUGACUGGAGUAAGCAUGCAAAGUUUUCUAAUUGGUGAGAAUCUUGGUGGCUGUGCAUUUGUGUGUGGAUCAUUGAGCUUCUUGGACAAAAUCGCAUGUGGGCUUGCCUUGUAUGUUCUUCAGUCGUUCCAAAGUUCCUCUCCAGCAGUUCAUUUGACCAGUCCAAUACAUGUCUAUAUUUCAGUUACAAGGAUUGGUUUGGGUCUCAUACCACCAUUUUGUUCACUAGUUGGGGUGGCAGUUACAUACACCAUGAAACUCCAUACCCCUUUUUCGAAACCUAUGAUGGAGCCACUGUUGGAAUAGAGUGUGAACAAAACAAUUUCCUUUAGACAACUCUUUCUUUAAGAUGUUCGAGCAUUUGCUGCAGGUUUGAUUAUUUUCCUGGAAAAAUUCUCUAUAGUGUAGCAAUUACAUAGGAAAGGACACAAUCUUUGGCUACUGAUCUGGUAUAGAAAGCAUGAGAAUUUCUUCUUCUUCAUUGAAUUCAAUUCUUUCAUUGAAGUCAUUGUUAUCAUACCCGCCGGACUUGUUUAUGAAUAUAAUCAUACGAUGUUUAAUUUGUAUUCAAUGAUGAAAAUUCCAUUCAUUGAGUUUUCAAAUAUGAAUAUAUCCUCACAAUUAUAAGGAGGACAAUUUGUUCUAGAUUUAAGAAUUGAAUUU
This is a messenger RNA of Corylus avellana, 1942 nucleotides long. RefSeq lists its product as uncharacterized. Gene Ontology annotation, biological process: carbohydrate transport. Gene Ontology annotation, cellular component: plasma membrane. The record is from RefSeq and is a predicted model, not a curated record. Lineage: Eukaryota; Viridiplantae; Streptophyta; Magnoliopsida; Fagales; Betulaceae. Gene Ontology annotation, molecular function: symporter activity.